This is a messenger RNA of Anolis carolinensis (green anole), 1097 nucleotides long. RefSeq names its product ninjurin 1 (gene ninj1). NCBI's taxonomy places the organism in Eukaryota, Metazoa, Chordata, Lepidosauria, Squamata, Anolidae. The transcript is spliced from 4 exons. The record is from RefSeq and is a predicted model, not a curated record. Gene Ontology annotation, cellular component: membrane. Gene Ontology annotation, biological process: tissue regeneration; cell adhesion. Bases 293 to 760 code for a protein of 155 amino acids.
CCCAUCCUCCGGAGUCCCUCCCUGGGCCGGCUGCCCAAAGAGCGAGAAAGAGAACAGCCCUGUCUGUCUCUAGCCCAAGGGAAGUGGCGCGGGGAGGGAGCCCGUCCGCAGCCUCCUCCUCCUCCCGCCCAGGCCGCGGCCGAGCGUGUGCCUCUCGCACGGAAACCCCGCGCCGCCAAACCCCGCCGCAGCCGCUCAGCCCAGGCAAGGAAGGGGCUUCUUCCCGGGCGGGCUGAGCGGCCUCCUCCUCUUCCUCCGGGUCGCAGGGCAAGCCUCCCACCCAGGGCGAGCCAUGGACUCGGCCACGGAGACCCACGAGCUGAACGGCCUCACCGCCGGGAGCAGCAACGGCGACGCGACGCCUCCGGCUCCUGACCAGCCUCAAAGACAAUGGCUACAGAGAAACAGACCAAUUAACAUUAACCAUUAUGCCAACAAGAAGAGUGCAGCCGAGAGCAUGUUGGACAUUGCUUUGCUCAUGGCCAAUGCAUCCCAGCUCAAGGCAGUCAUGGAACAAGGACCUUCCUUCUCAUUUUACAUCCCACUUAUUGUCCUCAUUUCCAUCUCACUCACACUUCAGGUUGGAGUGGGUGUCCUUCUAAUAUUCCUUGUCAAAUAUGAUCUCAAUAAUCCUGCAAAACAUGCCAAACUGGAUUUCCUGAAUAAUCUUGCAACUGGACUGGUGUUCAUCAUAGUAGUUGUGAAUAUCUUUAUUACUGCCUUUGGAGUUCAGAAGCCAUCAGCCUCAGUCAGUAAGUGAUGUGGAGAGACCUGAGUUCUGAAUUUUAUACAUGGUUUCUGCCUAUCAAGAAGAUUUCACUUGGAUAGAAAACAUGAAGAACACGAAACAGUUCAAACAAGUAUCUGUCUCUGUCAUUUGGCCGAACUCUUUGGCAGAAGGGGCUUUCUGUACAAUCUCUUUAACUGUGCACAAGAUGAUGAACUGCUCCUGUUGGGAAAAUUAAAUUGAAUUUUGCAGUGCAAGAGGUUCUUCCAAAGGAGAUGACUGAAAUCAACAUUUGACACAGGCAUCAAAUGUUCGCAUAAACCUGAUGGUAUUCCAUCACAGAAGAUUGCUGUUUAAGUGUUAACUGAAG